UAGCUGCUGCUACUACUGCUGCUGCUGCUCGAUCAACAACACUCAAACGCAACAACUGUAAUUCCAAUUUAAUUUUAGAGUGACAGGAAACAAAAAAUGACAGAAGAAGUUAAAGAUAUUGUGGAGGACGUUGAGGAGGCUGAAAAUGACAGCGAGCCAGUCACCUUCCAAGAUUUGGGAGUAACCGAUGUGUUGUGCAAAGCCUGUGAGCAGCUUAAGUGGAAAACACCCUCCAAGAUCCAAAGAGAAGCUAUUCCAGUGGCCCUUCAAGGUAAAGAUGUUAUUGGAUUGGCUGAGACUGGGUCAGGCAAAACCGGAGCGUUUGCAAUCCCCAUUCUUCAAGCAUUAUUAUCCAAUCCUCAGCGAUAUUUUGCGUUAAUUUUGACACCUACAAGAGAACUGGCAUUCCAAAUCUCCGAACAGUUUGAGGCAUUAGGUGCCAGUAUUGGUGUGAAAUGUGCUGUUAUUGUGGGUGGUAUGGAUAUGAUGUCACAAGCUUUAAUGCUAGCCAAGAAGCCUCAUAUUUUGAUAGCAACCCCUGGACGUUUAGUCGACCAUUUAGAGAAUACAAAAGGUUUCAAUUUAAGAGCAUUGAAGUUUCUGGUUAUGGAUGAGGCUGACAGAAUUCUCAAUAUGGACUUUGAAGUAGAGGUUGAUAAAAUUUUAAAGGUCAUUCCUCGGGAGAGGAGGACCUUUUUGUUCAGCGCCACAAUGACUAAAAAAGUUCAAAAGCUGCAGCGAGCCUCAUUACAGGAUCCAGUUAAGGUUGAAGUAUCAACAAAAUACCAAACAGUAGACAAACUGCAGCAAUCUUAUAUAUUCAUCCCAGCUAAAUACAAGGAUGUUUAUCUUGUACAUAUUUUAAAUGAGAUGGCCGGCAAUUCUUUCAUGAUAUUUUGUGCAACAUGCAGUAACACAAUGCGUACUGCUCUUCUUCUCCGAAGCCUGGGUUUAAUGGCUGUACCAUUGCAUGGUCAGAUGUCUCAGAAUAAACGACUUGCAGCUUUGACAAAGUUCCGUGCUAAGAACAGAUCCAUUCUUAUAAGCACGGAUGUUGCAAGUAGAGGUUUGGAUAUUCCACAUGUAGAUGCUGUUGUAAAUUUUGAUAUUCCGAUGCAUAGCAAGGAUUAUGUUCAUAGAGUAGGAAGAACUGCUAGAGCAGGCCGUGCUGGUAAAGCCAUCACUUUUGUUACUCAAUACGAUGUUGAGCUCUACCAACGUAUUGAGCAUCUUAUUGGCAAGCAAUUGCCCAUAUACCCUACUGAGGAAGAGGAAGUUAUGGUAUUGCAAGAAAGAGUGGCAGAAGCUCAGAGAGUCGCUAAACUUGAAUUAAAGGAUCUAGAAGAAAAGAAAGGCGGCAGAGGGAAGAGGAAGAGAGGUGAUGGAGAAGAAGAUGAUGACAUGGAGGAUUCAAGGGGAGUUAGGAAAAGGGUGCAGGGAAAGAAGAAUGGAGGUGGAGGUAAGGGUAAAGGUAAAGGAAAAGGGAGAAAUAAAUAAAUGGAAACAGUUA
Molecule: messenger RNA, 1510 nt
Organism: Frankliniella occidentalis (western flower thrips)
Lineage: Eukaryota; Metazoa; Arthropoda; Insecta; Thysanoptera; Thripidae
Gene: pths
Product: probable ATP-dependent RNA helicase DDX47
Exons: 8
Coding region: 97-1497 (466 amino acids)
Molecular function (GO): ATP binding; nucleic acid binding; RNA helicase activity
Source: RefSeq, a predicted model, not a curated record